Fusarium coffeatum is the source of this 1827-nucleotide messenger RNA. RefSeq lists its product as uncharacterized. The transcript has a single exon. Bases 1 to 1827 code for a protein of 608 amino acids. The record is from RefSeq and is a predicted model, not a curated record. Gene Ontology annotation, molecular function: transmembrane transporter activity. NCBI's taxonomy places the organism in Eukaryota, Fungi, Ascomycota, Sordariomycetes, Hypocreales, Nectriaceae. Gene Ontology annotation, biological process: transmembrane transport.
AUGUCUAAUUACAUCCCCUCAUUCUCUGCCCCAAACUCCAGACCGGGCUCCCCUCUCCCCAUAGGAUCCCCCUCGGCCUCCAGACCGACCAGCUUCUACGCCAACUCCAGAGCAAACUCGUUUGUGGGAACGAGGAGAAACUCUGCUGCGCCGCCUACCUCCCGAAAGAACUCUGUGGCUCCCCCUUCGCGAAAGAACUCUACCGCUCAGCCUUCCUUGGCCAACAGUGAGGAGAAGAGCUCUUCCGACCCAGACUCUACAGAUGUCGAGGUUCUGAAGAACGAAAAGGGUGAACCCCUUGCUGGACGUAUCGUCGGUGGUAAAUAUGUCAACGACGAAAAUGAGUCUAUCGACCCGGAGUUUGGUGCUAUCAAGACGGUCGACAUUGACAUGCCUCUUACUCUAACAGAGGUUGUCAAAGAGAAUGGAAAGGAAUACAUCGUUCUGGGAUUUGCUUCAGGAGAUAAGGAGAACCCCUUCAACUGGAACCCUUGGUACAAGCGAUCCAUCUCUACUAUCCUGAACCUGAUGACUCUGUUCAUCGGUCUUGCGACUACCGCUUACAGUUCUGGUAUCGCGAGCAUGUGUGAGGAACUCGAUGCGCCCAACAUCAAGGGCCAACUAGGUCUAUUCACCUUCAACAUCAGCUGUGCCAUCGCACCCAUGGUCCUCGCUCCUUUCUGUGAAUUGGUCGGCCGAAAGGUUGUCUACGCCAGUUCAUUCCUGUGCUUCUCGCUCCUCUUCAUCGGCCUCGCCCUCGCCCAGGACAUCAACACCAUCAUCGGACUCCGACUCCUCCUCGGUCUUUUCGGUUGCGUCGGUACCAUUCUUGUCGGCGGUACUUUCGAUGAUAUGUACGAGCCUCACCACCGAAGUCGCCCCAUGGCCAUGUUCUCUUGGGUCGCUAUCUUUGGUACUGUCGCUGCUCCUAUCUACGCUGGUUUCAUCAACCAGUCUAUCGGAUGGCGAUGGAUUGAGGGUAUUCAGGGCAUUGCUAAUGUUCCCCUUUUGCUCGUCAUCUUCUUCUACUUCCCCGAGACCCGUGGUGGUGUCGCUCUUCACAAGCGCGCUAAGGCUCUCCGACAAGCUACCGGUGAUGAGCGAUAUGUCUCUGCUGGCGAUAUCUUGACUCCCAGUCUGCAGGCUAUGCUUAAGGCCAGUUCUGUCAAGGCUAUUCACAUGCUUGUAACUGAGCCUGUCGUCUUUGCUUUCGGUCUCUGGAUUGCUUUCUGCUGGGCUGUUGUCUUCUUGUUCCUUUCGGUCAUUCCCAUCACAUUCCAGGAGCACCACGGCUGGGGUGAGGGUGUCUCUGGUCUUCCUUACAUCUCUCUCUGCAUUGGUACCACCCUCGGUUGGUUGGCUCACCACUGGCAGAUGCGCAAGUUCGACCGUCUCGUUGCCGACCCCGAUGUCAAGGUCACCCCCGAAGCCCGUCUCUACGGUGCCAUGUACGGAGCCAUGUUCCUCCCCAUCGGUCUCUUCAUCUACAGCUUCACCCAAUACUCCCACGUCUCUUGGGUUGGCCCUGCCAUCGGUCUCGCUCCCAUCGCUUUCGGUAUCUACUUCGUUUUCGAGAGUACAUACAGUUACACCGCCGACUGUUACGGUGAGAGCUCUUCGUCUGCCAUUGCCGGACAGGGUCUUAUGCGAAACACUCUCGGUGCUGUCACACCUCUUUUCGCCAACGCCUUCUUCCACAACGUUGGUAGCCAAUACGCUGGUCUCAUUCUUGCCUUGUUUGGUACUGUUCUGAGCUUGAUUCCUUUCGUCAUGUUCAAGUACGGAUACAAGUUGCGAGCUCGCAGCAAGUUGGCUAUUGAGAUGUAA